Molecule: messenger RNA, 315 nt
Organism: Purpureocillium lilacinum
Lineage: Eukaryota; Fungi; Ascomycota; Sordariomycetes; Hypocreales; Ophiocordycipitaceae
Source: RefSeq, a predicted model, not a curated record
AUGGCAGGGCUAGCCACCCACUCCGUGGCUUCAUGGUGCACGCCGGACCCGGUUCCGUCCCCCCUCCCCCCUUGUUCCAUCCCUGCCCUACACGGCAUGGCAGGCAUGGCAUCCAAGAAGAGGUGGUGGUGCGCGUGGCUCCUUUGGUGUUAUGAUGAGCCAUACUUUCUACCGGACUCGACAUGCGCGGCCCCGAGCCCGGCUCUCGGGUUCGGUCAAGACUCCGGCAUCCAGGUCUCGCCCGAUGCCUGGUCGGACGUCCGCGUCUCGGCCUUUUCAGUUUUGAUCGGGCAGAGCAAAAAGAAAACUCGCUAG